AUGGAUUUUAAGACGCUCAAAAACAAAGGCAAACUCAUACUGAAAAAACGAGAGAAGCUGACCGAAGACGUGGUUAAUCGUUAUACAGAUGAGGAAGCUCAACUUCAGUUGAACUUACUGGAAGAUGCUUUCAGUAAGUACAACGAAGCCUACGAUUUGAAAAUAGUGGAAGCCAACGACGAGGAAAUCGACAAGCUCAUAGAGGAUUUAGAAACGGUCAGUGACUACUAUGUUAAAGCUAAGGGUAAAUUAACAGGUCGGUUACAUGAACGGACAGCUGCGACAAGCGUGUCUGAAAAAAGUGAAAACUCUAACAAUACACUUAGACUGCCACCGAUUAAUAUACCUACAUUUGAAGGGGAUUUCGAUGAUUGGUAUCCAUUUAAAGACCAAUUUAUCUCCAUCAUCCAUUCUAACACCUCUAUCGACAACACACGUAAGAUGUACUACCUCAAGUCGAGCUUGAAAGGUUCAGCAGCUCAAAUCAUCGAAUCAAUGGCAACUAUUGGGGACAAUUACCUAGAAGCGUGGACACUCUUACUAAAUAGGUACGACAACGAACGCCUAAUUGUACAGAGCCAUGUUCAACAACUACUGACACAAACCGUUCAUCAAACGGAAACCGCCGUGGGCCUAAAGUCAUUACUUGAUAACACAAACAAACAUUUAAGAGCACUCUCAGUACUACAUCAACCAGUAGACAAGUGGGAUGCUAUCAUCAUCGGCAUCGUUGCGACACGUUUGCCUACAGAAGUAAGAAGAUGUUGGGAAAUCGAGUCUGCGUCUUAUCCUGAAAUACCUACAUGGACAAAACUUAAGAGAUUUAUCGAGAAUCGAUUACAAGCCUUGAAUAUGUUACAAUACAAACCAAGCACUGUAAGUAAUGUUAUCAAUGCUGCUAAGACAAAACAGUUCGUUAGAACUACAGCGCAUUUGGCGACUGAUAGUCAAACCAACAAUCAGUGUUCAAUAUGUGCACAGAACCACAUCAUUUACAAGUGCAAUACGUUUAUGAAAUCAAAACCCAGUGAAAGAUUGAGUUUAGCAAAAAAGGCAAAAAUAUGUUUUAAUUGUUUACGCACAACACAUGGUGCGAAUCAGUGCACAAAUGAAAAGACUUGUAAAAACUGUGGUUUAAAACACCAUACAUUAUUACAUUUGGACAUAAAAAAGGUCAAUACACCAGAGGGUGAAAAUACUUCAAGUGACCAGGAAAAGGAGCAUGGGUUUCAAAGUACAACAUCUCAUCUUGGAGCAGCAUACCCUACCACAUCUCAGAACGUCAUAUUAUCAACAGUAUUAGUACAUGUGAGUGGCAAGAAUGGCCGAACAGUGUUAUGCCGAGCACUCCUAGAUUCUGGAUCACAAUCACAUUUUGUCACAUCGUCUUUGAUAACGGAACUAGGUAUUAACAGAACAAAAACACGUGUGAUCGUCAACGGUAUCUCUUCAGCAGAGACGACUGUCACCGAGAUGGCCGAGUGCACAGUGACGUCACGCUUAAACCACAAGCAGUAUCAAAUUACUGGCUUGGUGACACCACGUAUUACUGUUAACCUACCUGUCGACAAACUGGACACAUCAAACUGGCAUCAUUUACAAGGCAUACAAUUGGCCGACCCUACAUUCUAUUUACCAGGAAAAAUCGACAUGCUGAUAGGAGCUGAAUUCUUUUAUGACAUUCUACAAGAUGGCAAACAUGUUGGACCAAAGGGUACUCCUAUAUUACAGAAUUCAAGGUUUGGUUGGAUCGUGGCGGGUUGCAGUAAUAACAUAAUAAAAGAUGAUCUCGCACAUAUCACUACAAAUGUUAUCACAUGUUGUACCACGUAUCAGCAACUAGAAAAACAAAUUGAAAAUUUCUGGAAUAUAGAAGAAGUGCCUAGAGUGACAAUUAUGUCAAAGGAAGAUAAACUCUGUGAAGACCACUUUCUUAAAACAUUUAAACGCAACAAAAAUGGACGUUAUGUUGUUCGAUUGCCGUUUAAGGAGACUCCACAUUCUAUGAACAGUUCAUAUGACGUUGCUGUACGAAGACUAGCUCAGGUGGAGAGGUCUCUUAUCAGAAAUCCGUCGGUGUACAACCAGUAUCGUGAGUUCAUGAUUGACUAUCUUCGACAAAAUCACAUGGAACUUGUGCAACCCACUGAAGACAGUCCGGUUAUCUUUCUACCUCAUCAUCAUGUUUCACGUCCCUCAAGCGUCACUACCAAAUUGAGAGUCGUGUUCGAUGGAUCUGCUCUCAUCUCUCAACUAGCUGUUGAUGAACAAGUGAAUUAUCCAGAAGGAUCCACAAUACUUAAGAAUGACUUCUACGUUGAUGAAGUCAUGUCAGGAUGUAACGACAUCAAUGAUGCUAAAGCCCAAAUACAGCAGUUGAUUGACCUUCUUCAUCAAGGUGGGUUUGAUUUGAGAAAGUGGGCCAGCAAUACACCAACCCUUUUAGAAAAUAUUCCAGCUGAACACCAAACGUUGCAGAUCUCAAUGCCCGAACAAAACAGUGUGUCUGUGUUGGGAGUUUCAUGGAACACUACAAGAGAUACCUUUUCAUUUAAAGUUGAACCUCUACCAUGUUUGGAACGCAUCACUAAACGCGAAUUAUUAAACUCCACAGUCACACUACAGUGGAUACAAAGUGACGCCAACAAAUGGACCACUUUUAUAUCCAACCGAGUUAGCCAAAUACAAUCAUUAGUUCCGAGAGCUGAGUGGCGACAUGUACGUUCUGCAGACAACCCUGCUGACCUGGCAUCCAGAGGAGCUUCUGGUGAUCAACUCGUAAAUGACCAUUUUUGGUGGCAUGGACCCAGCUGGCUGUCUGAAAAGGAUAAGUGGCCAGAUUUCAAUUCAAAAACUACAACGGCUUCAGAUGCAACUGAAGAGUUAAAACAUCUACCUACUAUCACUGUAUCACUGUUGAGCAAUAUUGAUCCAAUAGGGCAAGACCUAUUGAUGAAAUGUUCAAAUUACGAACGCCUCAACCGCAUCGCUGCUUACAUCUAUCGAUUCUGUUACAAUUGCAAAACACCAAGGCGGCUGUCAGGACAUAUUACUGUGCCAGAAUAUAAACAAGGAGUACUUUUCUGGAUCCGUAUUGCACAACUCUCUGUUUUUAGCGAUGAAAUGAAACGAAUCAAGUCAUCCAAACCAGUUGCGACUAAUAGUGUGUUAGCUAGUCUUGAUCCUUUCAUUGAUAAUGAAGGUUUGCUACGCGUUGGUGGAAGACUUCGGUAUGCUAACAUAUCCUAUGGCCACUUCAUUAUUGGACGUUCACUGUUAGCUGUUCCUGAAGACGACAUCGGGCCUAUUGUCAACCAUCGAAAGCGCUGGAACAUUUUACAAAGAAUCACCCAGACUUAUUGGAAACAGUGGUCAAAUACUUAUCUAAAUAAUCUGCAACAACGAUCCAAAUGGCGCAAACCUCAAGAUGAUUUAGCUGUAGGCGAUAUAGUCAUACUACGUGACACUGGAACACCUUCUACUCAAUGGCCCAUGGCGCGUGUAGUCGAAGUAUUUACCGAUCCUGCGGACAAUCAUGUACGAGUCGUACGCAUACGCACCUCAAAAACUGAACUCAUACGUCCUAUUACAAAACUAGUCAAACUUCCUAUUGAACAUUGA
Macrosiphum euphorbiae (potato aphid) is the source of this 3621-nucleotide messenger RNA. Lineage: Eukaryota; Metazoa; Arthropoda; Insecta; Hemiptera; Aphididae. The record is from the annotation of a GenBank genome assembly.